AUGUUCCCAGUCCCCGCCCACCUUCCCCGUUCUGGAGGGGAACACAUCUCCAGCCCCGCCCAAGAGGACAUACCAGCCCCGGCCGACUCGGCUUCGGAACAAGAAUCGGCUGUCCUCACACUCCUCAAACCAUUGUUAGACGCUCCUAUAGACACGUCAAAGUCUACAGCUCCAGCCGCAUCUGGACCGGAGAAGAACAAGAAAGGGGCGCGAUGGACUGCUGAAGAGAUCCGAAAAGUUAGGGAGAGCUUGGAGAAGGCUGUGGAGGAGAACAAGGCCAAAACGCAUCGACUGGUGCUCGACAAUCUUCCUACCAUCUCGCAUGACAUCCAGCUUUCAUCAUCCUUGCGGACAGACAUGAGUCAAGUCAAGGCGAAGCUCGAAUCUCUGGAGAAGGAGAUCGAUAUCACAGAUCCUGCAACCUCGUUCCUCCCGCCGCUGGUAACAGUCCUCAACAACCACUUCUCCUCUCUAUCCACUCUCCACACUUCCCGCGCCUAUAUAUCUGCUCUGAAAUCACUUCAGACCAAAGCGCAGAGCGUCUCAAAGCUAGAGCAAGCGAUCUGGUCUGGGGAGACGGCGGAGAGCUGGGUCAUCAAGGCGCUCUCUUCUGAGCAAGAUGUCAAAGAGUGGUCAGAGGCUUUGGAAAUAAAGGAGACUAAAGUUGUCAAGGCUCUAGAUCAGAGAAAGAGGGAAUUGUACGACGAGGCUGUUCAGCAGUUCCUUGGAGGCUGGGCCGAGCUGGUCACUGUCGCGAAGCGAGGUGAAGGCGUGGUUGUUACAGCUAAGAGUGAGGUGAAGCUCCCUGCUCCCAGAGGUGCCCGUCCGAAUAACCUGCAAAUGACACCAGCACCUCACUACUCUCAGACAGCUGUUCUUCAAGCACUGAAUUCCCUCGGCCUACUAUCGCAAUCGCUACAAACUCUACAAACCCAACUUCUCGAGGACGUGAUCAUUCCGAUAACGGCCUCGCGUUGCACUCUGAAUGUAACUUCCAGCGAAGGAGAGACUGUCCUGAGGGUAGAGCCGAGUGCGAGCACUGUGGGCGAGGAGCAAGUCCUCCAGAGCGUCCGCUCCUUCUUGUCGAACCUCUCCCCGACUCUUAUCCCGAGCUCUAUCGAAUUACCCGAAACCUCAUCAUUCCUUCUCUCCACCAAAACCAUCACCCUCCAAGCUCUCCUCGACAACUUCCUCCUCCCCCUCCUCCCUUCCUCCCCUUCCGCCCUACCCGCUUGGAUAUCCCUCCUCCAAACCGCCCUCACCAUCGAAUCCUCCCUCCCCAUCUCUGACGACCAGAAACAAGGCCCCAUAUCCCGAUUCUUCCAAUCCCAAGCCGCUUUGGAGUAUGCCACCAAAAGGCGAUACGACUCUGCUGAGCUUGUGCGUGGGUUGGUGUUGAGGGGAUGGAAAGGAUGGGAAGGGGUCAGGUGGGAGAGGGAGAGGGAGGUGGUGGGUGUUGAGGAGGUGGAGGUUAGUGAUGAUGAGGAAGUGGAGGAUGCAGAGAGGACGCCGGUUGUGGAGAAGAAGGUGCCGGUGAGGGUGGGAGAUGAGGGAUUGGAGGAAGAAGAUGGGUGGGGCUUUGAUGAGCCUGUGUCGGUCCCGGAGAAGAACGAGGAGAUUGCAGAGGAAGCAGGAGAAGAUGAUGGGUGGGGAUUCGACGAGCCCAUUGCUCCUACAGCCCCAGUCUCCGAACCCGAACCCGAACCAGAGACAUUACCCACACCCGCUACCGAACCAACCCCAAUAGAAGUUCCCAAACCUACCAAAGCUCCACGGGAAGCCAAACGUUUAGGCAAGAAGGCUGCCAAAAAGCCAAAAGAGCAUGACCCUUGGGACCCGGUCCCUGACCUUGCACCCACACCUUCUGAGGUUUCGGAAGCUUCUUCCUCUCGGUCCGAGACGCCUGUGUCGGCUAGUACUUCUGUUUCUGGGCAAGAGAUCAAUGGAAAUGGAGUCGUGCAUGCUGAGAAAGAGCCAAAACCAAAGGCGAAAGCACCGAGGGAAGCGAAAAAGCUUGGGAAGAAGGUGGGCAAGCAGGUCAAGAAGGAGUAUGAUCCCUGGGAUGUUGAGGCGCCUGUUGCCGCUGCUGUGCCUGCGCCUGCAUCUGUAUCUGAUGCGGUGUCGUCUCCCGCUCUUACGGAUGAGGUGGAGGGAGGCUGGGGAUGGGAGGAUGAUGCGCAUGUGGUUGCUCCCGUUCCAGUACCAGAGAUCAGGGAAGAUGUGACUGCUUCGCCAAAGAAGAGAAAGAGGACGGCGUUGAAGGAGGAGAGAAAGGUCAUCAAGGAGGUGUACCAGGUGUCGAAAGGGUGUGAAGAGCUUCUGAUCAUCGCUCGGAGGUUGCUCAAGGAAGUUGACGAAUUGAAGUCUACAAAAUUGGACUCGCCCUCGUUCGAGAACGCUUCUACAUAUACAACCAUCCACCAAGCAAUCGCCGAAGUGUUUACCCUCUACCGCGCCCUGCUACCCACCUACUACUCUCAACAGCUCCUCGAAGUUCCUUCUCUCGCUCUCCAAGCGUACAACGACACCAACUUUUUAUCCUUCUCUCUACCCUCCCUAUCCUCUUCAGCAGAUUCACCAGAGUCGUCCUGGGACUUUGAGAGAGAACAAGAUGCGUUGCUCGCCCUCGGCGAUCAUCUACUGGAAGCGUUCAUCACGAAUCAACUGGGACAGAUCGAUACCGAGCUGGAAGGGGUGAAGAGGCUUGAGGGGACUGGGGAUGAUGUCGUGUUUAGAGAUAGCGAAAAGUGCAUCAAGGGGUUGGUGUUUGAGUUGGAAAGUUUGAGUCGGGUCAUCAAGCCCGUCGUUCCGCAAUCUGAGCGAUAUCCCCUCCUUGGCACUCUGCUCACCCACUUUACCUCCCGUCUAUCCUCAUUCGUCCUCUCUCUAUCCGACAUUACCGAGAUCGAGUCAAACCGACUGACAGAACUCGUGAGGCUGGUUUACCCACUAGAGAACCUGUUUGCAGGCGGAGAGGGAGUUGUAGGGCACGUCAGGGGAUGGCUGAAAUUCUGCUACAUCGCCGAGAUUCUUCAAGCCAACCUCGUGGAUAUCACCUACCUGCUGGACCAGAAUGCGCUGGUGGACUUUACGCCCGACGAGCUUAUUGGGCUUGUGAGGGCGCUGUUUGCGAGCAGUGAGAAGAGGGAUAGGGUGAUUGACAGGAUUGAAGCUGAGGGGACUGGGGUUGGAGGAGAGCAGGAGCAUGAAGAUGAGAGGUCAUGA
Messenger RNA from Cryptococcus wingfieldii CBS 7118, 3225 nucleotides. RefSeq lists its product as hypothetical. Gene Ontology annotation, cellular component: RZZ complex. The transcript is spliced from 7 exons. NCBI's taxonomy places the organism in Eukaryota, Fungi, Basidiomycota, Tremellomycetes, Tremellales, Cryptococcaceae. Gene Ontology annotation, biological process: mitotic spindle assembly checkpoint signaling; endoplasmic reticulum to Golgi vesicle-mediated transport. Bases 1 to 3225 code for a protein of 1074 amino acids. The record is from RefSeq and is a predicted model, not a curated record.